Molecule: messenger RNA, 7243 nt
Organism: Pelodiscus sinensis (Chinese soft-shelled turtle)
Lineage: Eukaryota; Metazoa; Chordata; Testudines; Trionychidae
Source: RefSeq, a predicted model, not a curated record
GCUAAGAGCAGGAGCUCUAUGGUUUGUUGAGGUGGGGGGAGGAGAGAAGUGAUGUCAUUGGUUUGGAGCUGCUGCAGGAGAGAGUGGAAAGCUGCUGCUGAUGGCAUUGUUUUUGUGGCAGCAGCUGAAUGACAGACUUUCACUACAAAGAUACACCCUCGUCGUCUGUGUAGCCUUGGUUCCGGCGUUUCACCAUGCCAGCGCAGCGCCAUGAGUCCUGGAUGCAUGCUGCUAUUUGUGUUUGGCUUCGUUGGCGGGGCGGUGGUCAUUAAUUCAGCUAUCUUAGUAUCUCUCUCUGUUUUGCUGCUUGUGCACUUUUCUAUUUCUACUGGUGUGCCAGCUCUGACGCAGAAUCUACCAAGGAUACUCAGAAAAGAGCGUCCUAUAUCACUGGGCAUCUUCCCCUUACCUCCAGGAGAUGCACUGCUUACACCUGAGACUCGGAAAGAAGCUGGAGAAACACCGGGGUCAGAUCACUGGAAAUUCCAUGAGCUGAGCCAGCCACGCUCCAACACCAGUCUAAAGGAUGAACUUUCUGAUGUUAGUCAAGCGGGCUCAAAAUCUACUACCCCAGCAUCAACAACUGCUUCAGAUGUGCCUAUGUUAUCUGCUGAAACUCCCCUGAAAGAGGACAAUGAAGGGCUUGCAAAGAGUGCAGAUACACUGAACAAGAAAUCAGAUGUAAGCAAGCACAUUGAGGUGCAAGUAGCUCAAGAAACAAGAACAGUGUCCAUCGGUGCUAAUGAAAAUGAAGAUAAAUCUGAUGUUCAGGCAAUCAUUGAGUCCACUCCAGAGCUGGAUAUGGAUAAAGAUCUCAGUGGAUAUAAAGGUUCAAGCACUCCUACCAAAGGUAUAGAGAACAAAGCAUUUGAUCGUAAUACAGACUCUCUCUUUGAAGAGCUGUCUUCUGCUGGCUCUGGCCUAAUUGGAGAUGUGGAUGAAGGAGCUGAUUUACUGGGGGAAUAUUCUGACCGUAAUUUCUUUGGAAUGGGCCGUGAAGUUGAACAUCUUAUUCUGGAGAACACCCAGCUAUUGGAGACCAGAAAUGCGCUGAAUGUGGUAAAGAAUGAUUUGAUAGCCAAAGUGGAUGAACUGACCUGUGAGAAGGAUGUACUGCAAGGUGAACUAGAAGCUGUAAAACUAGCGAAGCAGAAGCUUGAAGAGAAGAACAAGGAAUUAGAAGAAGAGCUUAGACGAGCUCGGGCAGAAGCAGAGGAAGCAAGACAAAAAGCAAAAGAGGAUGAUGAUAGUGAUGUUCCUACUGCUCAGAGGAAACGUUUUACCCGUGUUGAAAUGGCCCGUGUCUUGAUGGAAAGAAAUCAAUAUAAAGAGAGAUUGAUGGAGCUUCAGGAAGCUGUACGAUGGACUGAAAUGAUAAGAGCAUCAAGAGAAAAUCCAGCCAUGCAAGAAAAGAAGAGAUCAAGCAUUUGGCAGUUUUUCAGCAGGCUCUUCAGUUCAUCAAGCAAUACUGCUAAGAAACCAGAACCACCUGUUAAUCUUAAGUAUAAUGCUCCGACUUCACACAUUACUCCAUCAGUCAAGAAAAGAAGCAGCACCUUAUCUCAACUACCUAGUGACAAAUCUAAAGCCUUUGACUUCCUCAGUGAAGAAUCUGAAGCCAAUUUAGCCUCACGCAGAGAACAGAAACGAGAACAAUACCGCCAAGUGAAAGCACAUGUUCAGAAGGAAGAUGGCAGAGUGCAGGCUUUUGGCUGGAGUCUGCCGCAGAAGUACAAACAGGUAGCAAAUGGUGGUCAGGGUGAUAACAAGAUGAAGAAUUUGCCUGUGCCAGUCUAUCUGAGACCCUUAGAUGAAAAGGAUACAUCUAUGAAGCUAUGGUGUGCUGUAGGAGUGAACUUAUCUGGAGGGAAGACAAGAGAUGGAGGCUCUGUGGUUGGUGCCAGUGUAUUCUACAAUGAUGUAGCUGGUUCAGAUGCAGACGGGAACAAGCACCAUACAGGAUCUCAGAGUAGCUUAGAUAGACUAGACCAGGAGCUCAAGGAGCAGCAGAAGCAGUUGAGACAUCAGGAAGAACUCUCCAGUUUAGUUUGGAUCUGUACUAGCACACACUCCGCCACAAAAGUGAUCAUCGUUGAUGCUAACCAACCAGGAAACAUACUAGACAAUUUUAUUGUUUGCAAUUCUCACGUUCUUUGUAUUGCUAGCAUUCCAGGGGCUACAGAAACUGAUUAUCCUGUAGGAGAGGAAGGGUCACAAGAAACAGACUCCAGUCAGGUGGACAGGACCUCUUUGUGUGGAAGUAUGACCAGCAACAGCUCAACAGAAACCGAUAGCCUAUUAGGAGGAAUCACAGUGGUUGGUUGUACAGCAGAGGGUAUCACAGGAUCUCUCAUGAUGCACAAUGCUAAUGGUGUCUCAUCUGUGGCAGAAAAACAGCCAGAGACUGCAGCUGAAAAUAAUGUGGUAGAUGAAAACGUUCCGACAGCAGAGGAAGCAACAGAGGCAACAGAAGUCACUGCUGGGUCAGGAGAAGAUGUAGCUGAUCCAGCUCAAACUGGAGUAUAUACAGAGCAUGUCUUCACAGAUCCUUUGGGGGUGCAGAAUACAGCAGAGGGUUCUCCAGCAUACCAGCAAAGUGAAUCAGACUUGUAUAAAGAUGCGGCAGAAUUGCCAAAUGAGCAAGAUCUAGUGAGAGAAGAAGCACAAAAAAUGAGCAGCCUUUUACCUACAAUGUGGCUUGGAGCACAGAAUGGAUGCUUGUAUGUUCAUUCUUCAGUGGCCCAGUGGAGGAAAUGUGUUCAUGCUAUUAAACUAAAAGACUCUAUUCUCAGUAUUGUACACGUAAAAGGAAUAGUUUUAGUUGCACUAGCUGAUGGAACAUUAGCAAUAUUUCACAGAGGAGUUGAUGGUCAGUGGGACCUGACAAACUAUCACCUCUUAGAUCUGGGCCGACCUCAUCACUCCAUUCGAUGCAUGACUGUUGUACAUGAUAAAGUCUGGUGUGGCUACAGGAACAAAAUCUAUGUUGUUCAACCAAAGGCCAUGAAAAUAGAGAAAUCGUUUGAUGCUCACCCAAGGAAAGAGAGCCAAGUGAGACAGCUGGCUUGGGUGGGUGACGGAGUGUGGGUCUCUAUUCGUUUGGAUUCCACACUCCGACUCUAUCACGCACACACGUAUCAGCAUCUUCAAGAUGUGGACAUUGAACCCUAUGUAAGCAAAAUGCUAGGUACUGGAAAACUUGGGUUCUCAUUUGUGAGAAUCACAGCUCUUAUGGUGUCUUGUAAUCGUUUGUGGGUGGGGACAGGAAAUGGUGUAAUCAUCUCCAUUCCAUUAACUGAAACUGUAAUCCUCCACCAGGGACGUUUACUGGGGCUGAGGGCUAAUAAAACAGCAGCAGGCUCUGGAAACCGUCCUGGGAGUGUUAUACGUGUAUAUGGGGAUGAAAACAGUGAUAAAGUGACUCCUGGAACAUUCAUACCAUAUUGUUCAAUGGCACAUGCACAGCUUUGUUUCCAUGGACACCGCGAUGCUGUUAAAUUCUUUGUUGCAGUGCCGGGUCAAGUUGUUUGUCCACGCAGCAGUAGUGGAGCAGAACUAUCAGGCGAUAAACCUGCCCAAGAAUUCUUCAGCCAAACUCUCUUAAAAUCUAUGUUGGUGAUAAGUGGAGGAGAGGGAUAUAUAGACUUCAGGAUGGGUGAUGAAGGGGGGGAAUCUGAGCUCCUUGGAGAAGCUCUUCAACUUGAACCUUCUGUAGCCAAAGCGGAAAGGAGUCAUCUGAUAGUGUGGCAAGUAAUGUACGGCAAUGAGUGAGCCUACCAAGGCUUCUGCAUGUUUUUUAUUUUUGCGGAAACAUCUGUUUCACUACAUGAUGUUGAAGCAUUUUUUUGCUGUUUAACUUUAUAUCGCAAAUCUGUCAGACUUUAACAAUACAGGAAUUAGCUUGUGCUGUUUUACUGCACCAGUGUUACAUAAGUAAGAUCAGUAUAAUGAAGAAAUCAAAGUAUUUUCCUUUUUCAAAACUGGUGACCACUGUGGUAAGCAGUCCAGAUGGCUCACAGUACCACAACAGUCUUGUGUAGUUCACUUCUUUUGCUAGUAUCACUUUUUAUCACUGAGCUAAACUUCAUUACAACUGAGAUUAAUUUAUCGAUAUGACAUAGAGUGAAACAGCAAAGUUAUUCCCAGUGUAUUAUAUAACAUUGACCAACUAAUAUCAGAUGAAUUGUCAAAAUUAAUGUAAACUUUCAAUGAGGGCUAAGUGAAUUGUAAAUUUUUAUUUUGUAACAUGACAAAUUUUGUUUAUAUAGUGUAUACAGUUUUGUUUGUGGUUUUUCAUCAAAACUUUUGGCGGAAGAGGGAAUUGUAUAGCAGAACGUAAAGCAACAAUAGUUAAAUAAAAUGUCAUGUUUGCUGAAGAGAACUCUAAAGAUCUACUGCCCUCGAUAAUUAACAGUCUGGAGAAUGAUUAUUUUCUUGUCAAUUGUCAACAUUUGAGUAAUUUUCCAAAGGACACUUAGUCAUUGGGAUGAUUAUUAAACUGAAAAGUUGUAAAAUCUUGGAGCAGGGGAUAUAUUUUUCUUCAUUACUUAAAUUUAUGUAUCUUAGAGAGAUCUUAUCUUCUCUGCCUCGCUAAUCAAACUCAUGAGUAACUGUUAUGGAGGCCGGAAACCUCAAACAGAGAAAGAGAACUGAUUGACAAAAAAAGAAAAAGCGUUCUUCCCAAGUGAAAUUGCAAAGAACUUCAGCUUUAUAAUUAUGCAAGAAACACAUUGUUGGCUCCAUACCCCUGGUUAGUUUAUGAAAUCCUAUGUUUAUUUAGAGAGAAGAAAAACAUUAAGUAACAUUAAAAUGAGUUAACUGACAGAAGCCAGGAGAGUCGAAUGUCAAGGUGAACAUUCAACCUACUCACCAUAUAUUUUUUUAACCACAAUAGUGUGGGUUCAGGAUUGAAUAUUUUCCUUUUGCUUUGAAUUUCCUGGGCUGAAAUCAAAACUGAGAUGAAUACUUCCUAUGUAGUUUUUCUGUAACAUGUAUAACACUUAACCAGUAUGUUCUUGAAUUGAGUCUCUGAAAAAAUAGAUUUUUUUUUUAAAUCUAAAUAUUCAUGACGUGCCCCCAAAAGACUGGGACUGUCUGAGCAAUCUGUUUAAGUGACUAAAUGGAACAGUUUCAAAGGAAUAAAUAUAAACUUUUUUAAAAACUGCCUAAACAUUUUUAUGCAAUAGGGAGCAGUUCUGGUCUAUCAGGCAAACGUGUUUAUAUAUUUUUCUUAAUUUUUUAAAACACAUUUAGCUGAAGUCUAUUGUGUAAAUAUAUAUUUAGGCAGCUUUUUUCAAAUGCAUAUCAUAUCUGAUAAACCAGAAAACCUCCAUUCAGGUCUAUUGGUUAGAUUUAUAUGUAUAAAUACUUUUUAAACAGCAUAUUUUGUACACAACUGUUCCGCUCUCGUAAAUAUGUAUUUAGGUCAUAAGCUAUGUAGUAAAAAUCCUUAUUAAAAAUGCCUAAUAUCUUGGUAUUGUAUUUUCUCUUCAAAAUGCCAAAGGUGAUGCGUGUUGUUCACAAAUCACUUUCCAAAUUUUCAUCUUCAAAAUCACUCUUGAAUUGCUAUGGCUUAAAUAUGAAAUCUGGGAACUAAAAAAGUGCAUGAAAUUAUCAGAUUGUCUUAAACAUUGUUAUAAUAAAAAAACUAUUUAAAAUAUAGAAAUUUAGAUUUGUAUGCUGAACUUCAAGCACAUUUGAGUUAUAUCUCAUGAAAUUGGUGUCUGAGAAAAAUGCUGACUAACUGCAAACAUCACUACGUUGCUCCUCCUGCCAUCUUUCCUUUUAAAUUUAACUUACUGGCUAUUGGGAAAAUGUUCAAGUUUUGUGUGUCAGUGGAUUUUCACAUUCACAUAUUCUCAGAAAAAACGCACAAUUUUGUUCCUUAGAUCUUAGAUAGCAUUUUAUUUGUAAUUAAUUAAUUGUUUCUCUGAACUGCUUCACUGAUGUCAAAUAGAGCAGAUGUGUCUGGCAAGUGCAUACCUAGUCUUUUUUGCCAAAUGUGUCUGGUACACUGUGCCAGUUUAACUUCAGUGGACCAGCUCUUGCAAAUGACUGCAGAGACAGAAGUGUUUCUGUCCAGCAGUGGAGGAGUUUUAAAGAAAACACUAGCUGGCAUUACAGUACAACUAUGGGUGUAGGAGGAGGAGAGGGUUGCACAUUACUCUGCAUUAUUCAUUUAAAAAUGUAUCCCCUGCCCUAAGGAACAGUAGAUUAAGGGGGUACUUAGUCUCAUAACGAAGCACUGGGAUUUAGAAAUUCCACAUCACUUUGAAAGAUGAACAAAGCACGUAAAACCCCAUGUAUCAAGAUGACAAAUGCCUAAAAAUCUAAAUCUCAAGAAUGUGUUUAUGCGUCACAGACUUGUGGUUUAAACGUCCUAUAAAUAGGAAUAAAUUUCUUGAUAGCUACAACUUGUUAAUAGUUUGAAAACAUUUCGAGCACAAAAUUAUGCAGCACAUUACUUGUCUGGAUAAGUGUGUUUGCAUGGUCAAGGUAAAAUGACUUAUAAGCUGCUGUAUUGUUCAUUUCUUGUAAAAGGUCUUCCUGCAUUGGAUCAGAUAGAGCUGGCAGAGUGUAGACACUUUAUCAUAGGCUGCCUUAGUAACAAACAAAUGUUAAAUCUGUUUUAUUAUACUAACUGUUCUAAAGAACGUAUGUCUUUAAAAUGGUGUGUAACUGAAUAUUUAUUUCCAUGUGAGUAUUAUAAAAGUUACCAAAGGAUUAAACCUGAUUUAGCACUCUUGUAAGUGACCCUGUUGAGCUGGGGUCUUGUAAGUGACCCUUGUCUGUAAAAUGAGACAGUUGGAAAAAAAAUACAGCUCUAUGCGGAAGUUAAAUAUUUUUUCUAACAGGGUUAUGCCAUAUUGUAACAACAUAUGUUGCACCUCAGAGCAUUUUUCUAUACACUAAGUAUCUGUCCAAUCCUCUAACAAAUUAAGUUUCCUUUAUUAAUUUUGUUGCACAUUUCUCAACCUUUUAAAUCUAUUUUAAACAUUUUAUGGCCUGUAAUUUUUUGACAGUUUUGUCUGUUAGACACUUUAUGCUGAAUUUUACUUGCCUCUGUAACCUGAGAUGGAUACUACAGCGUUAAACUUGCUGUCUGUUAAAACUUGAGGCUUUUCUUUGAGCAAGAAAGCUCAUCUAGCAGUGUAGUUAUUUCAGUAUUUAUUUCUAUUGAAUCCUUGGGGUUCAGAAUGUAACUUUGUACAUGAAAUAUAUAUAAAUAUGUAUAUGAAACAUG